AUGGAUACUUGCCGCCAGUCAAUGGACAUAGCGACCGCUACCUUAAACUCGUUGGUAGAAAACUUCGAGACCCUCAAAGAAGCCAUGCGUUCAUCGAUCGAAAGCAUAAAACGGGGAUAUGCUAAUAUUCUUUGCUCGGGAAGGGUCGAUGAUUCUGUAGAAUUUUUUUCCCCUCGUUACUCUGAAGUUCUUUCUCUUCAACGUUUGACUCAGAUUCUCAAAUGCAAGAUUUUCCUUGCCACGCUUGAAAAACCUCUAGUUGAUCUCGCCAUCGUCCUUCCAUCCAUGGACUCAACCUGUCGGCUACUCUUCAGCGCACUGUGUGAUCUUUAUACCAACUUGUCGCCAGUGGCCCAACGAACCAAACUGGAGAUAUACAUGGCACUUAUUCGUGGUCCGAAUAUGACCUCGUCCAUGGAGAUGGAGGCUUACUCCCUUAUGUUCGCGCCCCUGCUUACCCAGAUUGCAAAAAUAACAGAGAUUCUGCGAACGUUGAAGAAGGAAAUCGAGUAUACGAACAUCAUACUUCGUUUCGCUCCGAAACCACACAGUGGCACCUAG
Messenger RNA from Lentinula edodes (shiitake mushroom), 561 nucleotides. RefSeq lists its product as uncharacterized. Lineage: Eukaryota; Fungi; Basidiomycota; Agaricomycetes; Agaricales; Omphalotaceae. The transcript has 5 exons. The record is from RefSeq and is a predicted model, not a curated record. Bases 1 to 561 code for a protein of 186 amino acids.